AGGCACUUUUCUUUGUUAGAGAGGCCCGACACAACUCAGAAGCCAGACCCGAUGACUCCCAGCGACUAUGCGUCCGCUGGCUCCGGCAAGCUGAAAUUGAAGGGUGUCAAGGACUCAAAAGUCGACAAGAAAAAGAAAAAGAAAUCGAGCAGCAAGUCAAAAGACGAAGAUGGGACUGGCGAUGGAGGUGAAACGUUCCAAGACAGAUCCGUCAUGUUGAAGAAUCUCGAGGACGAAGAUGCGCAGCUGGCCAAGGAACAAACCAGCAAAAGCAGCCUUUCCAAUGGAAAGGAAUUCGAAUCUGCUACUGGGCUGGCGGAUGAGGAGGAACGGGAAAUCGUCAAGACCGAGGCGGAGAGGAAGUACGACGAGCAAAGACGGAAGCGGCUGGAAGAACGAUUGAAACGAGAAGGGGUCAAAACGCACAAGGAACGGGUAGAAGAGCUGAAUCGCUACCUGAGCGGUCUCAGCGAACAUCACGACAUGCCACGCAUCGGUCCAGGAUAACGGCCAUUCCCUGGCAAUGCACACUCGAACGACCCUCAAGACAUUGUACCGCUAGUGCACAGUCUCCUUGAACGGGUCGAACGUCCGCUACGAAGCCUCACGAUCAUGGCACUUGAUCUCCAAUUCGCGUUUGCAAUUCAGACA
Molecule: messenger RNA, 651 nt
Organism: Exophiala viscosa
Lineage: Eukaryota; Fungi; Ascomycota; Eurotiomycetes; Chaetothyriales; Herpotrichiellaceae
Exons: 2
Coding region: 52-507 (151 amino acids)
Cellular component (GO): nucleolus
Source: RefSeq, a predicted model, not a curated record